CUCACUGAUAUUACAGAUGCCAUAAACUUCACUGAGAAUCUGGACAUUCAAGUAUGGGUGCCAUCAGACUCUAUUCGGAAAAGAGAGAGUUCCGUAACACGCCAUUUCCCAGUAAAGUCCGUCUCUCACCUGCGUGGAAACUCAAUGAGUCGCAACCCUAUGUCGUGGAGGACACCGUGGCAACAUCUCAAUGUAACAAAAGAUAAUUAGACAUUUAUGGGGGCUUGGCCUUAAGUGAGUGUACACAGAGUUUAGGUUACAGAGGAAAAAGCUAUUAGGAAAGCAAAGGAAAAAGCUUGGAGGAUUUGGAAUACGGAAAUGUAACAUAACCAGCGCUCAUGCCCUUGUGUGCACCUGCACUACCAUAUACCAGCUGGCACCAACUGUUCUUUGGGUGGGUGUGGGCUGUAAAAUGUAUUCAAGUGCAAGUGAUUUGAAACAAUAUCAGGGCGGUUAGGCAGGUAUAAAACAUCAGCGCAGUCGACGGCUGGAUCACUCGACAGUCUCACUUCACCAGAAGGACCAGGCCAAGCUUGAGAAGGACCAGCUCCAGCAGCAAAACCAACACGAUGCACUUCUCAGCACUCCAGGUCACUCUUGCACUCGCAUGUCUCGUUUUGACGGCGACCGUGGCGACGGCUGGCCGGUCUCAUAUGGUGUUUGACUCCGCUCUGGAGGCACCCCAUGGGAUAGCCGCAGGAGAACAGAUGCCAGAGAUGUACAGCCUUCCGGAGAUCCAGUGGAUGCUGAGCGGCUCAAAGCGAGAGGCGGUGGAUACCGACGUCCCCGCCGAGGAGAACGCCCAGGUCGGGAUGGAGCUGGUGAGGAGGGACGACGGCAAAGACCGUAAACCGGGGUGUAAAAACUACUUCUGGAAGUCACGGACGGCCUGCUGACGUCUCUGAUCUCAGGAGCCUGGGCAGAGGCACCUUCCAGUCGUGUUCUCCAAGCUACUGCAAGAUUCAUCCUCUCUUCAAUCAGAGCUCUCCAAAAUAAAGGGCAGUCUACCAGCAAUAACCCCAUAGUAAAUGGCUAA
Molecule: messenger RNA, 1036 nt
Organism: Chanos chanos (milkfish)
Lineage: Eukaryota; Metazoa; Chordata; Actinopteri; Gonorynchiformes; Chanidae
Gene: sst2
Product: somatostatin 2
Exons: 2
Coding region: 570-896 (108 amino acids)
Cellular component (GO): extracellular region
Molecular function (GO): hormone activity
Source: RefSeq, a predicted model, not a curated record